Messenger RNA from Manduca sexta (tobacco hornworm), 850 nucleotides. RefSeq lists its product as uncharacterized. The transcript has 3 exons. Bases 152 to 835 code for a protein of 227 amino acids. The record is from RefSeq and is a predicted model, not a curated record. Lineage: Eukaryota; Metazoa; Arthropoda; Insecta; Lepidoptera; Sphingidae.
UAGUAAGCUCGAAGCAUCCGAGCCGGUCUCAUGUUGGCGCCAUUUCUCUGCGCCGGCGCAUGAACGUACGCGCAUCGUGACAUCGAUGUUGUGUGAAUGUGAAAAUGUGAUGUGAUUUGUUGUUGUGUGACAUUUGUGUUAUACCAGCAAUAUGUAUCGAAUUUUAUGUGUUUUGGCCUGUUCCUCUAUGAUGACAACAGCCGGCUUAGCGGAUAUUCUAGGCAUAGGAGAUGAACAUAAACUUCUCGAUAUAGGCAGUUUACCACCAAAUGUUUCACCGAUAGAUGGUCUAGAUGAUUUUCCAGCUAUGAGCCUUGGUGAUAAUGUUAUUACAAUACCUAUACAAAAGCUUUCAAUUAGCGACAAGACUAUACAACCACCGUACAUAAUAAAUGCAAUAUUCAAACUAAACGAAGUAUCACAAUCAUGCAUAUUCUCAAUUCUCGAUGAGAAAAAUAACACAGUUAUCAAUUUGUGUGUACUAUCAGUCGGGCCAUCUUUUACAAGAGCCGCUAUAAGUGGAAAUGCAAUAGAAUCAGUUAUAAAAAGCAGGAAAAUCGAGAUAGAUAAAAACAUAGAAUUAGAAAACAAAUGGAGUCAGAUAUUAGUGUUCGUUAAUUACGAUUCAGUUAAAAUACUUAUGUACACACUAGAGACAGAUGAUGGUGUGAAAUGUAUGGACCGGCUAAGAUGCGAGGAGAACAAGGAAAUAGAACGUGUACAGCUACCAGAAAUGUACUUCGACAAGGAUUAUAAAUUGGUUUUAGGCAACCCGUUUACAGCAACAGAGAAGAGUUUAAGUGUAAGUUCUCAAUAUAAUUAUUUACAAGUUUAAACGAAGAAAGCCAGG